AAACGGAAGUAAAUAUUGUCAUUCACGAUACCUACAGAAACGGAAGUAAAGAGAACAUCUUCGUUGAUUCGUCACGCGACCAUAAUAUAUCAUCAAAUUCUCAUCACAGUCUUCAAGAUCAUCACCUUUACAGCAUCACCAUAGUUGCAUCACCUUUUGAUCGAUAUCAAAGCACAC
Molecule: messenger RNA, 177 nt
Organism: Cetraspora pellucida
Lineage: Eukaryota; Fungi; Glomeromycota; Glomeromycetes; Diversisporales; Gigasporaceae
Source: the annotation of a GenBank genome assembly